Molecule: messenger RNA, 1426 nt
Organism: Kickxella alabastrina
Lineage: Eukaryota; Fungi; Kickxellomycota; Kickxellomycetes; Kickxellales; Kickxellaceae
Product: phosphatase 2C-like domain-containing protein
Exons: 4
Coding region: 389-1426 (345 amino acids)
Biological process (GO): protein dephosphorylation
Molecular function (GO): protein serine/threonine phosphatase activity
Source: RefSeq, a predicted model, not a curated record
UUUUCUGCCAGUCCUGCACCCCCCACCCAUUCCCCUAUUCUUGAAAUUCCUUUCCCUUUUUCUACGCCCCGAUGCGUCAGCAGCCCACAUGCUUAACAUAUCGUCGAUUUUCGCGACUUUUUUCUUAAAUUUUCAAAAAUAAGACAAUUCGUAGCUGUUAUUAUUUUUUUGGUUGUUAACAAUUGCAAUUCAGUUUUUUCUUUCUUUUUUUGUCUUUUGUUUCUACUUUUUAAAUUCCUAAUAAAGUUAUUGCUGUCUUUUUUGAUUCUUUCUUGCUUAAUUUUUUAUAUUUACUAAACAUCUUUUUUUGUACUAAACAGAAAAAUAAGCUCUCAAAAAAUACACCCUCCUUUCAUUUUUCUUAAUUCAUUUUUUUACAUUUUGUACAAUGGGCCAGACACUUUCGGAGCCAGUUAUUGACAAGCAUUCCACCACCGGUGGCGACGAGCGGUACCUCUACGGUGCCUCGGCCAUGCAAGGCUGGCGAAUCUCUAUGGAGGACGCUCACACCACUCUGCUCAAGCUGGGCCCUAACGGCGAGUCGGCCUUUUUGCUGUCUACGACGGCCACGGUGGCCAGACGGCGGCCAAUUCUCGGGGAGAAGGCCUACUCCAGCGGCUACUACGAGGAUGCAAUCAAGAGCGGAUUCCUCUCAGCCGACGCCCACCUGCGGGAAAAGCCCGAGAUGACCAACGACUCAUCCGGGUGCACGGCUGUCGGCGUCCUCCUGACCAAGGACGGAACCGCCUACUGCGGCAACGCUGGCGACUCACGGUGCAUAAUCAGCUCCAAGGGUCGGGCCAUUGCCCUGUCCACGACCACAAGCCCACGGACGAAAUUGAGUUCAACCGCAUCACAUCGGGCGAACAACUCGUCGCUGCCUGCUGAGAAGCAGGUAGUCACCGCCCACCCCGACGUCAUCAAGCACACCAUCACUGCCGACGAUGAGUUCAUUGUUGUUGCCUGCGACGGCAUCUGGGACUGCAUGACUAACCAGCAGGUUGCCCAGUUUGUCCAUGCCAAGGUGGUUGAGGGCAAGAAGCUUGACCAGAUCUGCGAGGACAUGAUGGACCGGUGUCUGGCUUCGGAGAGCGAGCUCGGCGGUGUUGGCUGCGACAACAUGACCGUAGUCAUCGUUGCCAUCCUUAACGGCAAGACUGAGGAGGAGUGGUACGCACAUGUCAAGAAUGUCGCCGAGGAGACCAACAUGAAGUCGUCACCGACACUCAAGAAAGACUAUGAGCGCAACUUUGAGGUCUCAGACCUUGAUAUUGAUGCCGAUGGCACGACGAGCGCUAUUAUCAAGCAGGCCCUGCAGAGUGACGAGGAGGAGGCUGCCGGCGUCGAUAUCCGCGCUGAUGCCCUGGAAGGCAAUGUUGCCGCUGCCGCCGCUGCUGCUGUUGCUAAGAAGUCCGAGGACAAUUAG